This is a messenger RNA of Leptinotarsa decemlineata (Colorado potato beetle), 1402 nucleotides long. RefSeq lists its product as uncharacterized. Gene Ontology annotation, molecular function: DNA binding. Gene Ontology annotation, biological process: regulation of DNA-templated transcription. NCBI's taxonomy places the organism in Eukaryota, Metazoa, Arthropoda, Insecta, Coleoptera, Chrysomelidae. The record is from RefSeq and is a predicted model, not a curated record.
AUGAACAAGCGAAUUUCCAGUUUCCAGAUAGUUAUGGCGAUUUUGUGGGAAAGAAGACGGUACAACGGCAAGGUGUGUUAAAUAAUCGAAAUAUUUUGGAACAUCUUAAGAAAAAUAGGAUAUUGCUUGAGUGGAUAUUUGUCUCAACUGAAAGUAUAUCCUUAUGGCAUCCAAUCAGUACACAAUCAGGGAAGUCGUUGACCACCAGUUCAACUCCGUAAGCAGCGCGGAAGAUGAUAAUGAAACCGCUUCUGAUGAUGAACAAGGCUCCGUUAUGUACCAGUACGAAAUGGUGGAAACGAUCCAGAGGACAGUGAAACGCCGUGGUCACCUUCCCAAGGACUCUGUCAAGAUUUUAAAAAAUUGGUUAUACGAACACCGCUUCAAUGCUUAUCCUACCGAAAUCGAGAAACACAUUCUGUCCCAAGAAACAAAUCUAACAGUUCUGCAGAUCAGCAACUGGUUCAUCAAUGCCAGGAGAAGAUACUUGCCAGAAAUGAUGAGAAGAGAAGGCUAUGACUCUGUUCACUACACUAUAACGAGACGAAGGCGGGCUUCUACCUCGCCACGUCAGUCAGAAAACAACACUGUUUUUUAUCGUAAGGGAAAGAAAGUUAUGCGACUUGAUAAAGUGGAAGGGGUUGGUGGUAGCGAAUCUGAGUACGAAGUUGAUUCUACUGCCUACGUAGAAGAAAUGGCAGGAGGUGAAGAAGUGCCUGUUAUUGCUGCAACCCCUACAGGAAGGAAGUUCAAUCCAUGGAAUGCUGAUAUUCAUUACGGUUUGACAGUUAACUCGUCAGAGAGAAGGUAAAAUAUUCUCAUUUUGUGUAUCUUUGUAUUUGUGAACCAGAUUUAGUAAAUUUGGCAUGUCAACCACUUAAUAAUUUGAUAAAAAAAACAUGGUACAAUUUAUUGAAAUUUUUAUCAGUGUAACAUUUUCUAUUUAUGCAUUGUGAUAGAUCAGUAUCUUACAACUGCUGAUAAAUAUUCACUCAAUUUCUUAGGUACACCUAUACGAAAAAAUCCAAACGUUGAGGUAUAGUGAUCUAGCUGACCACAAAUUUGUGGUCCACUGUUCGUAUUGUCCUGAAAGAAAUAAGAACCAAUAAAAUUGUUGUAUAAAAUAGCAUCAAACAUUAGUUUUGAACGAGUGGUGGUGUUUGCAUCGUAUAGAACAAUUUGGAUUUUCAUUUUACCAUUUGUAGUUUCGGUAAACUUAUGUAUUCUUCUACUUCUCGUUGAAUCCCUGCUCAAAAUUUAAAUCUGACAAUCUCUAAUACUACUAAUAGUGUAUGAAUAAACUUGGAUUUAUAAUGAUGGUAUUUAUUCACUUCAAAAUUCUUACUGAUAUCUUGUACUAGUUCUAUUAGAGAGAUGGUUAGAGCAAACUACCGUGAUCAUG